Molecule: messenger RNA, 810 nt
Organism: Mesorhabditis spiculigera
Lineage: Eukaryota; Metazoa; Nematoda; Chromadorea; Rhabditida; Rhabditidae
Source: the annotation of a GenBank genome assembly
AUGGACGACCGGGAAUAUGACGAGGAGGAUUUGGACCAUACGGAAAUUCCGGAUACCUACGAAAACGAGUCGGAUGAGGGAAAUGUAGAGGAUUUGAGGUUAAACUCCGCUGGUGACAAUGUAUCAGAAGAACAAGAUGACGAAGAAGAGGAAGAAGCUGAACGCCCCCCAGAAACACAAGACGAAGACGAUGAAGAUGCCGUGACCUCAGCCAUGGUCCUCGCAGAAAUGCGACAAGUGUGGCAAUCAGAGACUGUCUCCCCGCUUCUUCUGCCCGACCGUUCCGAGCUCGUCCAUUGUCUCGUCGACCAAAUCGAAUCGAUGGAGGAGAAUCUGAUGCGAUGUGUCGAUCGGGGCCAUAUCAAGAUCUCGUUGCAUCGGUUGGAGCUGCAACGGAUCACCUUUGUUGUCAACAGUUAUAUUAGGCGCAGACUACAAAAAAUUGAAGACAACCCCCUGCUCGCCAUCCAACAACACCAAGAACGAGUACGAACCGAGCAGAAGCCACUACUCUCCGACGACGAGCUCAUCUACGCGCGUCGAUUUGCCGAGGCGGAAUCGGCCGUGUUCAGCCAGACCGUCCUACGCCAUUUGCCCGCCUCGCUGAAUAGACUCAUGCGGCCAGUGACGACAAACGACUCGGAAAAGGUGUUCAUCAACGUGCUGGCCGAUGGGCUGGACGAUGUGGCCGUGCCGGAUGGAGAUGAUCCGGGCUCGGACGUGCUGAUCGGGCUGAAUCGCGGGGCCACCUUUCUCUUGCCCAUCAACCCGAUAUUGCCCGCCCUCGAGCAGGGCCACGUUCGGCUGCUC